Molecule: messenger RNA, 3810 nt
Organism: Darwinula stevensoni
Lineage: Eukaryota; Metazoa; Arthropoda; Ostracoda; Podocopida; Darwinulidae
Source: the annotation of a GenBank genome assembly
AUGGACAUCGAUAUGAAUAGCAAGGAGGAAGGAGGUCUUCUCACCUCAGGGUCAGACGAGGAUGAUGAUGAAUUUCCCCAAAGCUUCCCAAAAGCAGAGUUAGACAUCGAGGCUUUGGCAGAGAAACUGGUUCUAUCGGGAGAGCGGAAAAACAUCGCCGAUGAAUUCUCUGUUUCAAAUACAUUCCUUCUCGACGGAGAUUCCUUGCUGCUUUUUAUCAUCUUCAACUCAUCGGUGGACGUCAGUUACGGAGGGCAGUACUUACAUCUGGUGUAUGCAGUCGAGAGGUUUCUGGGAAUGCUCUUCGAAAGAGGGGCAGUGCUCGUUAUCAUCUUCUUCGAAAACACGCUGAAAUUAUGGAAUGAAAAUCCGACUCUACUAUUAGCAAGACAGGUCAUUCACACACACCUGGAGAAGAACUCGUCCUGUCGCGUUCUCUCCUUUCCCUCUAGUUGUCAUGUGGACUUCCAAAAUCGCAUGAAUGCAUCGGUGCUGUGCCAUUCUGGAGAUGUUGAUGCAAAAGGGAUUCCAGCCAUCAUUCCAUUAGGCAUUAUAUCCUGUCUCAAGGCUGCCCCUCUGUCGGUGGUCACCGCGAGGGAAAUUCUGGGCGAGAAACCAGAAGAAGAAGAAGUGGACUUAUUACCCAUCCGGGCGGAAUGUAUUUUCAAGUCAGUGCUGCUGGUGCAGAAAUUCCUACCGAAUUUUCAGGCACCAUUGACUGAUGAUCUACCGAACCUCCCAUUCUUGAAGGAAGUUUCAUGGGAAGAGACGAAUAUGCCUCCUGACUCACUAAAUAUAUUGCAGAAACUGAAACUCUCCAUUGAUGAUGUGAAGAGGAAGGAUGGGGAAUCCAGUAUCCGCUUUCAAAUGUUACACAUGGGCCCACACUUAAAGCGUGAGUACAGAACCGAUCCCGAUCCCAGGAUCGACAAGUUUAUUCCAGACACGUGGCAAAGGCAAAUGUUCGAUGCUAUCGACAUGAACCAGUCAAUGCUAAUUGUCGCCCCCACCUCAUCAGGCAAGACCUAUGCAUCCUACUACUGCAUACGCAAGGUCCUCCAGAUGGAUAACGAGAGCGUUGUCUUGUACGUAGCGCCGACAAAAGCUCUUGUGAAUCAGGUCGCAGCGACCGUAUACGCCAGUUUCAAUCAAAAGGUGAUGCCCGCUGGGAAGGCUGUUCUCGGGGUCUUCACCAGGGACUAUCGAGAGAACGUGCUCAACUCCCAGGUUUUAAUUGUCGUGCCCCAGACAUUCGAGAUCCUCAUGUUGUCUCCACAGAUGCAAGAUUGGGUUUCCAAGCUCAAAUACGUGAUCAUGGACGAAAUCCAUUGCCUGGGAGAGGAAGGAAGUGGGGAAGUUUGGGAACAACUUCUACUUCUCAUCCCUUGUCCUAUACUGGCACUCUCUGCCACCGUUAAGAACUACGAGUCCUUCCACGAAUGGAUGCAAACCAUCGAAUAUGUUAAAUCGGAAAUCGACAAGAAGUUGAAUAAAAGGCGACAGGGACCGAAAGCAUAUCAAGUGCAGCUGAUUGUUCACGAUGAGAGGAAUGCAGACCUUGAACCGUUUUUGUUUGUCAUUUCUAAUGAGAAUCAGCAAAUGCUUUUGCCUAUAAAUCCUAUGGGGCUGAUGACUUCAGAGGAAAUCAGGAGAUCUGGGAUACCAAGCCAUCUUUCCCCAUCGCCUAGGCAAACUCUUGCGCUGUUUGAUGCACUGAAGAAACACCUUCCCACAGGAUCAACGGACGGUGUCGAUCCCGAAGACAAAUUCAAAGCUCAAGCAUUCCCGACCCGCACGGAAGUGAAGGAGUACGCGCAGUUGCUGCUGAAGAGACUCGAGGAACUGGCGAUCCAGCAUCCCGUGGACGUAGACGAAGCAUUGCGUAGCCUUAAUGCUGACUUGCGUGCUGUUCGAGGUGAUGAAGGCAUCAUUAUUAGCCCUCUUCGGACCCAAUUGGCGUUGGUAUUUCAUCUCAAGAAAAUCGAUGGUCUUCCGGCUUUGAGUUUCAUCGAUGAUAGAAAGAAAGUCGAGUCGUUCGCACGUUAUAUCGCAAAGUACCUGGAGGAGGGGGAGUCGCGCGAUCAAAAAUCAAAAGUUAUUCCGGUGGAAAAAUUAAAAAAAACGAAUGAGAAGCCCCCGCGAGAGAGAAAGAAAGAAAGAGAAUUAACCCAGCAGGGCAGGAUGAGAGACUUCAAGGCCGAAUCAAGGGCAAACUUGAACCAGAGGACAGUUCCAAAUUUCUUCAUUGAAUACAAACCCUCCUCGGAAUGGACCCUGGCUGCUUAUGAGAAUGUUUCUGAGAAGGAGUUUGAAUAUCUGUCGCAGCGGUUGAUGCGAUUGAAACCUGUAAGACCUCAAGUUUGGCGCCUGAAUGAAAGGAAACUAAUUGAAACUCAAACUGGGAACACGAGCGAUCCCAAAAUGAAGCAAAAGGUUGCCCCAAGUCGAAAUUCAGCAAAAGAAUUCAUGGAAAUGCUUAUUCGAGGUGUUGGCUUCCAUCAUGCCGGCAUCGAUAACAAGAUGCGAUCCACGGUCGAGAUGCUGUUUCGCAAGAAGUUCCUCCAGUACGUCUCCGCGACGGGAACGCUUGCCAUGGGCAUCCACAUGCCCUGCAAGAGCGUCAUCAUUGCCGGCGACUCCCCGUACAUGAACGUGCAGCGCUUCCGGCAGAUGUCUGGGCGAGCUGGAAGACGGGGAUUCGACUUGGUCGGGAAUGUUGUCUUCACAGGAGUGUCCCUGGGGAGGAUAAAAUCCUUCCUUCUGGGUGACCUCCCGAUGCUCCGGGGUAACUUCCAUUUGUCGGUUUCUCUCAUCCUUCGGCUUCUUGCAACAUCUAGUGCUGUGAGUGGAGGUGAUGAUGAAGCUCUUCUGCUAAGACAUCGAUCCUUCCUAUCCUUGCCCCUAGGAGGACUCACGUCAGACACGUGGAAAGAACAUACGGAAUACUUCUUCAUUUUUGGGCUCCUCUUCCUCAUUCAGCUGGAAUACAUAAACGUGAAGGGGAACGUCGGGGGCCAUUCUCAGUUGGCCAUGCAUUUGCAGUACCACGAGCCGGGAGUCUACAUCUUCAAGAUUCUACUUGACAAGGGCAUAAUUAACAACAUCGUCCACAAUGGAAUGAAGGACGAGGAGUUCGACGAGGAGAUGUUAGAGGACUUGGUCGUAAUCCUGUGCUACAUUUUCACAAACUUCAGCAUUCCAGAUUUCUGGAAAUCAUGCAUUGAGAAAAAAAGGAAACUGAAGAAGUGGAACUCACAAGUUUUUCUUCCAAAACUCAACCCCAAAGUCAAGAAUGUCAUUGAGGAGUAUGAAUCGAUGGUCAGGGAGACGUUUCGAUUCUCCUUGGCAUUCUGCUCGAGAGAUGUAAAAAAGCGACACGGAGAAGAAUGUAGACUUCCCCUGUCCAGGAUUGAAUUUCCAGGCAUUGCGACAUCAUCCUCCCCACCCGUAGGGAGCUUGGAGUUUAGGUUGAAGGAAUCUGCUUUGAAGGUGAAGAUUGUUUCUCAAUUUUCGGCUCUCAGUGACGUCACGGACGAAGACCUCAUCCCCAACCGACACGUCAUCCCUGACAUCAGAAUUGAGGCUUUCACGCCGAUAGAUGUUCUGCCACUCACGAAACCAUGGCAGCGACUCAAUGGCUAUGCCUGGGACUUCUACCGACACGGUAUCUAUAAAUGCAUCGAGACAGAAAACAGGAUCAGGGCUGGAGAAGCCUACAACUUAUUGGAAGACUUUCGACUCCUGCUUUGUGCCAUCACUACAAGCCUUGAAGUGCUGGACUGGGAUGAAAAAGUGACCAGAGCAUUCCGU